AUGCCGAUCGAGGAGUACGAGGAGAUCCUCCACCGCUACGCCGCUCAAGAAGGGGAAAAAGGCGCCAACGAAGGCGAGCCGGAAACCGAAGGCGAGAAGGCAGGGAGGGAUCUCCCUCAGGGGAUUCUCCUUCGCGAACGAAACGGCAUGCGUGAGAUGAUUCCCCCCACCUGCGAGAUGUGCUGCCGGGAGUUCAUCCAUCGCCUGGAUGGGCUCACCGACUUCUUCGUUCGCGGCACCCUCUCCCUGGAGUUUCACAUCCGCAAGAGUAAACGGCUCUUUUACGACGAAAGAGAUGUACUAAUCGGGAGUGAGGAAGGGGAGGAUAGUCUAUGCUACUUCACCACCCUCGCGGAGCUUCGCGAGAAAAUCCGGCAGCUGCUCGCCCGACGGCAUGGAUUUGAGGUGUGCGCGGCGGAUCUUGAAAUCCUACGAAGACGGCGGCUUCUGCGUUUUAAACGCGCCUUGCCGGCGGGUCGGCAACCUAGAAACAGGGCGGAAGGAUCGCCCGCGACGGAGUUGAAUAGCCUCCCUGAGGAAUCUCCUAAACCCGACUCUGCGUCUUUACCCUCGAAGAACGCUCUUGCGGCUUCCUCGUUGGAUGGGUUGACGCUCUAUGAGCUCGGCAUCUGCAAUGAGGAUACGCUGAACGUGAACCUCACCAGCUCCGUCGCCGCCCGCUGCACGCCCGACGACGACAGCGAAUCGGAUUUGGACACCGACCUUGGAAAGCUAUCCCGCUUUAAAGAGAUGAUCAGACGGAAUCGGGAAGAUGCGGGAGCCGCGAAUGAGAGGUCCACCGCGACCUUUGCGGAGACGCGUCUACGAUCGAGCAAUUGCACGGCGCCCGUCGCUUCGCAGGCGAACCAUCCGAAUUCCACCACCUCCCCUUCGUCGAUCGUUGAUUCCGGCGAUUGUGCGAAUCGUCUCACGGAGGAUCAAACCACUGGUAUUAGUUGCGAGGUAUGCACGUUUUUGAACGCAAAUGGGAUGGUCUUCUGCGAGAUGUGCGAGUCACCGUUGCCGUUGAAUAAAAAUUCAGCGAUCGCCGCGUAG
This is a messenger RNA of Phytomonas sp. EM1, 1056 nucleotides long. NCBI's taxonomy places the organism in Eukaryota, Euglenozoa, Kinetoplastea, Trypanosomatida, Trypanosomatidae. The record is from the annotation of a GenBank genome assembly.